Alternaria alternata is the source of this 1940-nucleotide messenger RNA. RefSeq names its product nucleoporin seh1. Gene Ontology annotation, molecular function: structural molecule activity; protein binding. Gene Ontology annotation, biological process: positive regulation of TORC1 signaling; cellular response to amino acid starvation. The transcript is spliced from 3 exons. NCBI's taxonomy places the organism in Eukaryota, Fungi, Ascomycota, Dothideomycetes, Pleosporales, Pleosporaceae. Gene Ontology annotation, cellular component: Seh1-associated complex; nuclear pore outer ring. The record is from RefSeq and is a predicted model, not a curated record. Bases 29 to 1540 code for a protein of 503 amino acids.
GAUAGACCCACGAACAUUGGCAUCAAACAUGGCCGCCAACAACAACGCGGGCGCCCCGGCAAAGACCGAUCAUCUCUUGGACGGUCUGAACGCCGUAAGCACUCACCUUACUUCACCAAACUUCCUUCGACAACUGACUGCGUCCCGUCUGCCGUCGGCUGCGGUGAGCGAUUCGUCGUCCUUGAGCCCCACCAAAGACGAAGCACGGUCGCGUGCACGCAAGCCGGACUUCAACAUCGCCGUCGCGCUUGAAGAUGAGAUCGAGAACGCAGACCUGAUCGCUCCCCUGAUUCAAGAGCCUUGUGCCGACGGUAGCACAGGUAGUAUUGAGCAGCGCGUCGUCGACUACCUAGAGGUGAACUUCGUGGACGCGCAUCGCGUCUACGCCAAGAUGGCUGCAGCGCAGAGCUUCCAGACCUUCUCGCAUGGCCACCAGGACCUCGUACUCGCCGUCGACUUCAAUUACUUCGGCACGCGCAUGGUCACGGCAAGCUCAGACCACCGUGCCAAGGUCUGGGACAAGAAGGACGAUUCGUGGACCCUCGUCGAGAGCUGGAAGGCUCACAAUGCUGAGAUCAUCGAUAUCAAGUGGAACGGCCCGUUCAUGGGCGAGGUGGUCGGCAGUAUUGGUGAAGAUGGCCACUGCAAGAUCUGGCAAGAGGAUGCUACUGAGGUAGCCAUGUCCGGCAAUCGCUUCAAGCUGAUCUACAACCUGCAGUCGUUGACCAACGCUCCAUUCAUGUCUUUGGACUUUAAGAACAUCAUGCAGGAGACUUGGCUCGCGCUUAUCACCCGCGACGGCUAUCUCACUGUGUAUGAGCCUCAAGACCAGAGUAACCUCCAUGAGUGGACUAUCCUGGCAGAGCGCUGGGUCUCCGAGAACAAUCCUCCAGAGCGUCAAGAUGAAGUGGGCUUCAAGGUCGUUUUUCACAAGGAAAAGCUGCCCUGCUGGACCGCCAUUACCGCUGGCCUCGAUCGCAAGUCGCUAUCCCUCGCUGUUGCCGCUAUGAAGGACGUCCUCAUCUUCCGCACUGACAAGGCCAAGCGCUUCUUCCAGGUUGCAAAGCUGGAGGGUGCACGCCAGAUCAUUCGAGACUUGGCUUGGGCUAACGGCUCUAUGCGGGGCUACGACAUCUUGGCUACAACUAGCAAAGACGGAGCUAUUCGCAUCUAUGAGCUUCGCACGCAGACCGAUGAUAAGAACGCUGCGCCUGGAACUGCAUCGUCAUCGGCUCCGCUGUCAGUAUCUCCGCGAGGUCAUCGACAGAACGCGCCGUCUGGAAUAGGAGCUGGACUGGCCGGAGCUUCGAAGGCUCCCGAUGCGUCUCUCGAAAACGAGCAGUAUCCUGGUCGCAUCAAGCAGAAGGCAGAGAUGACAGAUGAGCUGACCAACCAUCACGGAGCAGUUUGGCGUGUCACAUUCUCACAGAUGGGUGAUCUUCUCGUUACUACUGGAGACGAUGCCAGCAUUCGCACCUGGAAGAAGGCCGCUGACGGCCACUGGCAGGAAUACGCCCAGAUUGAGACCGCCGAAGACUAGCGGGCCAACCCAAUUCUAGUAUACCCAAGUUCCAGAUGCGUUUCCGACACAUUGUGGUUCAACAUGAAAGCAUGAUUAUGAUAUUUACGGCGUUGGUGGUAGAUGAAUUGGCAAUGGUCUUUUGGCAAGCAGGUAUCGCAAGCUAAGCGCACUGCACAACGAACGACUCUGGGAUCAUUUAGGGCGAGUUUUGUACGACUCAUUUUCGGUGUUUAGGCAUAUGAAGAACAUCACACGGCACACGACGCAGUGGUGCAUUCUGGCUACCGCACUCCGUCAAGUCAUCCCACGUUUAGAUACCCACGGCUAUCCAUCACGGAGCUUCAGCCAUAUCAUGGUGGGAACUUUAACUCUCUGUAUAGUACAAGUAUCAAUCGACCAAGUACAAUGUGGCAUUUUG